AUCGCGACGUGAGGAAGGCGUGCAUCAGCAAGCCAAAAGCUUUUUCUUCCUCACAAACAUUUCAGUCAUUAUUGCCCCUGAACCCAUCUGGCUUUGGAGAUUGAUAUUCAAUCGUUUGCGCGGCAAUUUCACACUUCAUUUUUGACCGACAGAGAUAAUGGCAUGCAAACAGUAAUUUUUUUUGCACCUCUUUGUUGCUGGUGCACGUCUUUUUUUGCAUGCAAACAAGCUUGUUUUCCUUUGGAUGGUUUUUUUCUGGGGCGCGUUUGUGUACGUCUGACCGACGAACAAAGAACACCCCACUCGCUCUUCCACCCUUACACAAUAACUUUGGGGUCGCCUUUGGCAAGAAUAAAUUUGCCUAACUUACUUACGCAAAGCUCAUCUUCGUCGAGAUUUACAUAUCCGUAAUUAUUAAUGGUUUUUUGCGUCUAAUCAUCCCAUAAAACCCGUCGACAUCGAGGCGCCACCAGCCUGGUCGCCAUAGCAAAACGACGUCCUCACGCGCCCGAACAUAGACACAGGCACUUUGGUCGCGGUUUUCGGUCGCGUAAAACCUGGCAGAAGCCUCCCGCGGCGAAUACAGAGCGACGAACCCGAAGCGCGUUUGUCGGCCUUCGAUUUGGGGUGGCAAAGGUACCUUUGGUCCUGAGCCUCCUCCUUAGCCUGAUCCCAUGGCUUGGCAUGUCAGGUAGCAGUCUACGAGCAUAGUCGAAUGUCACGGCCCUUGGUACAGUCCGCUGCCAUGGCACCUGGUAGCAGUGGUGCCAAUGUCGCAGCACUGUUACGACACGCAGUGCUAUACCACCUCGACAACAGUGCACACGAAAAUGCGCUCUUUUUCGCCGAAAGACUCGCUGCUCAGGACCCUCGAUCCCCCGAAUCAGCGUUUCUCCUUGCCCUCUGCCAUUUCCGCCUGGGAGAUUUUCUGUCGGCGCACGAUGCCAGCAAGGACGACUUGAAGGGAGCAGGCCUUCGGAGUUUACAUAUAGGGCGGGCCUACAUAUUUGCGCAGAGCUGCUUGGCACUAGAAAGAUAUCGAGAUGGGGCUAUCGCACUGGAGAGGUGUCGACCGCAAUGGCCGCAUAAAACCACUUUUGGGAAACACACGGCCUCCACGCGCAGCCUGAUACCUGAUGCUGCCGCGCUAAACUGCCUGCUUGGUAAGCUCUAUCAGGGGCUUGACGACAAGAACAGGGCUGUAUCCUGCUUUGAGGACGCACUGAAGCUGAACCCUUUCAUGUGGGAUGCCUUCACAUCGUUGUGUGACAUGGGUGUUCACAUCAAGGUUCCAAACAUAUUCAAGGUCACCGACAAGCUUGUGCGGGCUCUUGAUUCAGAAGAUAAACCCACGAUUAACGACAAGGAAACAUCUUCAGCAGCUACAUUAGAGCCGCUGCCGAGAAAGUCAGCUUUGCGUUCGGCCCCCGCAGACACCUCGGAUCCCUUCGACCAACCAAGAGCAGUCGCCUUCCAGGACAGACAGGCACUCGGGAAUCUGGUAGCCGCCGAGACCGAAGAAAAUGAGUUUCUCCAAAAGAUCGCAGCUGCUCGCUCUAGGAUGGCAGCAGCUUCAGGACCAAGCAGUGCGAGUGAUCUCCUAGACACUCCUCCAGCUCCUUCGGCUCCGGUGGAGAUAAACGCCUUGCGUGGAGGGGCUCAUCCUGAGCCUCCGCACGCGCCCAUGCGCAAAACUAGGGCAGCGCAUACUAUUGAACCACCUCCUUCGGAUGCCCCGCCAAGGAUGGGAUAUCGUGGCAUCACUAAACGAAGAGCAAAUUUGGACCCCAACUCAGAAGCCCCUUCAGCCACGGAGCAGCCCGUUUCCCAGAUGCUCAGAACUUCAGCGUCAUCACUGUUGGGAGCUGAACAGCGGAAGCGGACCAUAUCUGGGCAUCCAGUCCAAUCCAGGCCAGGUGUUACCGAAGAACCCGGAGCACCACAGAGAAGAAGUGCCAGGCUCAACAUGUUCAAGCAGCCCUCUACUGCCAAGCCGAACGCUGCAGCUGCUCCCAUUGGCACCACAUCUACGAGGGAAAUGAAGAAAGCCAGACCAGCCAUCUCGAGAAUCAUGCGGCCAGGGAGUAGCGGUUCUAGCGUUGGGAGGGUUGUGAGUGGGAACCGAAAGCCAGUGGAGGAAAAUACCAUGGAUGUUGAUCAUGUCGAGCCCCCGAAGAUGAGAGAUGCAGUUCAACCACCUCUAGGACCUGCAAGAACAAUCGAGGCGGACGGACACAGCACAGUAAGAUUAGAAGAAACCUUGCGGUUGUUGAUGGAUCUUCUCAAACGCCUGGGAACGGGAUAUUUGGCUUUGUCGCAGUACCAGUGCAGCGAAGCUGUGCAAGCUUUCAGCACGAUACCGCGAGCUCAUGUCGACACCCCGUGGGUUUUAGCUCACAUCGGACGCGCUCAGUAUGAACAGACCAAGUAUGCUGAAGCAGAGGCCUCCUUCAAGCGCUUAAGAACAUUGGCACCGAAUCGGCUGGAGGACAUGGAGGUCUAUUCCACAGUACUUUGGCACCUGAAGAAGGAAACAGAGGCAUCGUUUCUGGCACACGAGCUUGUUGACAUAGCGUGGCAUUCACCGCACGCCUGGUGCGCCUUGGGCAAUGCAUGGUCGCUGGCAUCAGAUCGCGAACAAGCGCUGCGGUGCUUCAAGCGUGCUACGCAGCUCGACGCAAAAUUUGCAUAUGCCUACACACUUCAAGGGCAUGAGCACUUUGUUAGUGAAGAAUACGAUAAGGCGUUGACAUCAUACCGGCACGCCAUAGCGGCGGACCGGCGCCAUUACAAUGCCUACUAUGGCAUCGGAAGAGUGUACGAGAAACUUGGCAACUAUGACAAGGCAUAUACCCACUUCCAUGCGGCCUCAGUGAUUCACCCGACCAACGCGGUCCUGAUAUGCUGCAUCGGUACGGCACUGGAGAAGCAAAAGCAAGUUGUACAGGCCCUGCAGUUUUUCACAAAGGCGACCGAACUAGCACCGCGGGCAGCGCAAACACGCUUCAUGAAAGCGCGCGCUCUUUUGGCGUUGGGACAACUACACGAGGCUCAGAAAGAGCUCAUGAUCCUCAAGGACCUCGCACCGGACGAGGCGACUGUGCAUUUCCUGCUUGGAAAGCUCUACAAAACACUUAACGAUAAGAAUACGGCGGUCCAUCACUUUACGAUUGCACUGAGUCUGGAUCCAAAGGCCAGUCAAUUGAUCAAAAAGGCCAUAGAAAGUCUCGAGGAUGAUGAAUGUUAUGACGACUCCAUGGUGCAAUGACAAUAACAAUAACAAUGUUGCCCAAGUGUGGGCGAGGGUAACGGCUUUCUCUCUCUAGAACUUGCUACGAAUGUAUAUAACCGACUCUGAGAUGAAACUCUUCACCCGUUAGCCCAAUUGGCCACCAGGGAAAUCAGUGGGACGUUGUUGCAUGGCGUCUAUGAAACGACACGAGAAGAUAUGAACCAUCGAUCAUUUCAAUCCAUGGAAAUGCAGCAUUGCAUUGGCGUUCUGGACAUGCUAUUUGCUGGGAAGCAAGCAAUUUGAGAUUGUUUCUGGCCACUGAGUUCUGGGGAGAGCCAUGGGAUGGGACGGGAGGGCGCCUGGAUCGGGAGAUAGUUGGGUAAGGCUUUGACUAUGCGGUUGUGUUUUUGGGGAAGCGGUCUUUAUUUUUAUUUUUUUUGGGCGUAGGGCGGACAACACGAGCAUCAUGUUACAGCAUUGCGUUCUUUUUCCCUUGUCUUGGUUUGUUCUUUUCGGCAUUGGGAGUUUGAGACGACAACAAUUCGUGUGGUUUGGGGUUAAACAGUACAGAGUCUCUGCUCGUGCGAUUACUUUGACAUACCGAUUCACACUCUUUGAAAAACACUUUAGCUGUAGUGCACACGCUAGUGAACGAUGGAUUGACGCCUACCUGG
Molecule: messenger RNA, 3906 nt
Organism: Pyricularia oryzae 70-15
Lineage: Eukaryota; Fungi; Ascomycota; Sordariomycetes; Magnaporthales; Pyriculariaceae
Exons: 2
Coding region: 716-3268 (850 amino acids)
Biological process (GO): cell division
Molecular function (GO): protein binding
Source: RefSeq, a predicted model, not a curated record